Cornus florida is the source of this 2357-nucleotide messenger RNA. RefSeq names its product indole-3-acetic acid-amido synthetase GH3.17-like. Bases 396 to 2237 code for a protein of 613 amino acids. NCBI's taxonomy places the organism in Eukaryota, Viridiplantae, Streptophyta, Magnoliopsida, Cornales, Cornaceae. Gene Ontology annotation, cellular component: cytoplasm. Gene Ontology annotation, molecular function: acid-amino acid ligase activity. The record is from RefSeq and is a predicted model, not a curated record. The transcript has 4 exons.
UCUUUUUCUCUCUCUCUCUCUCACACACACACACACAGAGGGGGAGAGGCUUUUAAAUAUGAGGAAUUGCCUGUGAGAGUUACUAUAGUAGGUUCUCUAGCUUCCUUCUGUUCCUCUAACCAUAUUCUUCUUGCUUUUUGAUUUGGCUAACAAGGCUGCCUUGUAAUUCUCAGUCUUGAAGAAAGAAAGGGUUGGUUUAGCUCUAAUGCAUAACUCUCUGAUCAUAGAAUCCCAAGCUUCAUUAGUCUUUCCUCUGUGUGUGUGUGUAUGUGUGUGUGUGUGUGUGUGUGUGUGUAGAUAGGUUUAUGUUAAAUAGUAGUUGAUGAGAAGUUGUGCAGGUACUAAAAGAUCCUAUAUAGAACUUAGAUUUUUAAAGUUGACUUGUAUUGCCAAGUAUGCUGCUAAACUGUGAUCCAACUGACAAUGAAGCUGGUACAAAGCUUUUGGAGGACUUGACCAGAAAUGCCAAGCAAGUACAAGAGAAGGUAUUGGAGGAGAUACUAAAACAAAAUGCAAAAACCGAAUAUCUCGGGACCUUUCUUGAUCAUGGCAGCAGCUUGGACAAGGAAACUUUCAAGAAAAAAGUCCCCAUUGUGAAUUAUGAAGAUGUCAAACCCUAUAUUGAGCGAAUCGCCCUUGGUGAGCCGUCAGAGAUAAUAUCGUCUCAACCCAUCACCGAGCUCCUCACAAGCUCUGGUACGUCAGGAGGGCUGCCGAAGAUGAUGCCUUCAACUGCUGAAGACUUGGACAGAAAAACAUUCUUUUAUAACCUCCUUGUACCUGUGAUGAACAAGUAUGUAGAUGGGCUGGACCAAGGAAAAGGAAUGUACCUUCUGUUCAUCAAGCCAGAAAUCCAUACACCAUCUGGUUUGAUGGCAAGGCCUGUCCUAACCAGCUACUACACAAGCAGUAACUUCAAAAACCGGCCUUUCAACCGCUUCAAUGUUUACACAAGCCCGGAUGAGACCAUCUUGUGUUCAGAUAGCAAGCAGAGCAUGUACUGCCAGUUACUUUGUGGUCUAGUACAGCGCCACGAGGUUUUGAGGGUUGGUGCAGUUUUUGCAUCUGCUUUCCUCCGGGCCAUCAAAUUCUUGGAGGAUUACUGGGAAGAGAUGUGUUCCAACAUAAGAAAUGGUCAUGUCAGUGAUUGGAUCACUGACCCCGGUUGCAGAAAUGCUGUGUCUUUAAUCCUCAGCAAACCGAAUUCUGGUUUAGCCGAUUUGAUUGAGCUCGAGUGUUGUGGGAAGUCAUGGGAAGGGAUAAUUAAGAGGCUUUGGCCUAGAACAAAGUAUAUUGAAGUUAUAGUUACAGGGUCCAUGGCACAGUAUAUCCCAACCCUUGAAUUUUACAGUGGUGGACUCCCUUUAGUUUCGACAAUGUAUGCUUCAUCUGAAUGCUACUUUGGGAUCAAUCUGGAACCACUAAGCAAGCCUUCUGACGUCUCCUAUACUCUCCUCCCAAAUAUGGCCUACUUCGAAUUCCUCCCUAUGGAAGAAAACCACGAUGGAGUGCCUCAUGAGGGCGGAUGCAAUUGCAUUUCGGAUUCAAUUUGCAUAGGAACUGAAGAGGAAGAGGUCGAAAGUGAAGCUGUUGAUCUUGUAGAUGUGAAGCUCGGGAACUUCUAUGAACUUGUCGUUACAACUUUUACUGGCCUAUAUAGAUACAGAGUUGGGGAUAUUCUCAUGGUGACAAGUUUUCACAACAACGCUCCUCAAUUCCGGUUUGUGCAGCGUAGAAAUGUGGUUUUGAGUAUCGACAUGGACAAAACCAACGAAGAAGACCUGUUAAAGGCCGUAGCACAAGCAAAGCUCGUCAUAGAACCGCUUGGCUUCCUUCUAACAGACUACACUAGCUAUGCUGACACGUCAUCAAUGCCGGGGCAUUAUGUACUGUUUUGGGAGCUCAGAGUGAGAGGAAACAGUGAUCGCCCAGAACUUGACCCCAUCAUAAUGGAGCAAUGCUGCUCCGCGGUGGAAGAGUCCCUGGACUCGGUGUAUAGGAGGUGCAGGAGGAAGGACAAAUCAAUAGGUCCUUUGGAGAUCAGGAUUGUGAAGCACGGCACGUUUGAUGUGCUCAUGGAUUUUUGCGUCGCUCAGGGGUCGUCUGUAAAUCAGUACAAGACAUCAAGGUGCAUUAAGUCUGAGGAAGCUUUUGAGAUAUUGGAGUCAAGGGUAGUGGGAAGGUUUUUCAGUAAAAAAGAUCCUUUAUGGGAGCCCUUCAAAAUUGGGAAAAAGUAAGAAAAAAAACAAAAACAAAAACAAAAAAAAAAAAAAAUUACUGUAUUUGACAGGAAAAACGGCUUCCUAUGUUCCUUGCUGGAGUCUGGCAUGUGUUGAUGUUUUCAGGGUUGAUUUCAG